AUGAAUGUGCCCUUGCUGACGACUUUUCGCGAUCGCCACGUCCGCAGCUUUGGCACGACCACACCGGCUACAGUUCUCAACUCCAGGUAUCGUGGGUUGCCAGUGCAGCCUACCACCGCUAUUUGUAAAAGAGCACGCCGCCCCGAUGAUAGUUGA
Molecule: messenger RNA, 156 nt
Organism: Coprinopsis cinerea okayama7#130
Lineage: Eukaryota; Fungi; Basidiomycota; Agaricomycetes; Agaricales; Psathyrellaceae
Exons: 4
Coding region: 1-156 (51 amino acids)
Source: RefSeq, a predicted model, not a curated record